Molecule: messenger RNA, 321 nt
Organism: Cladophialophora bantiana CBS 173.52
Lineage: Eukaryota; Fungi; Ascomycota; Eurotiomycetes; Chaetothyriales; Herpotrichiellaceae
Exons: 1
Coding region: 1-321 (106 amino acids)
Source: RefSeq, a predicted model, not a curated record
AUGCCCACUGCAACCGCCAAAAUCGACGGCAAGGUAAUCGCCUCGUCCUCAUCCUACCAGACGGUCGAGGGCAACGUGUACUUCCCGCCGUCCUCGCUGGCCCAGGACGGGGGUGCGACGCUGACGACGUCGGCGACGCACUCGACGUGCCCGUGGAAAGGACGCGCCAGCUACUACAACAUCACCACCGCGGACGGGCGCACCGUGAAAGACGCCGCCUGGUACUACCCCGCACCCAAGGACGGGGCCGCCCACAUCAAGGAUUAUAUAGCGUUUUGUAAGUUUGUCUAUAUUCAUUAUUUUGGUGCAACUCGACGAUAA